Molecule: messenger RNA, 930 nt
Organism: Fusarium proliferatum ET1
Lineage: Eukaryota; Fungi; Ascomycota; Sordariomycetes; Hypocreales; Nectriaceae
Exons: 3
Coding region: 1-930 (309 amino acids)
Biological process (GO): carboxylic acid metabolic process
Molecular function (GO): oxidoreductase activity, acting on the CH-OH group of donors, NAD or NADP as acceptor
Source: RefSeq, a predicted model, not a curated record
AUGGGCUCAACAUCUAGAGUGGCAAUAGUAGGCGUUGGCGAAGUCGGGGGUGCUCUCGCUUACAACCUCACGUUGAAUUCCAUGGCGAGCGAGUUGCUUCUCGUGGACCUUGACCUCAGCAUCAGAAAUGCCCAGAUCGAAGACCUCAGCGAUGUCACUUACAGUACUAACAGCAGUACGCGUGUACGUCCAGCCACGUACCAUGAGGCUGCUCAAUGCGAUCUCGUGGUCAUAACCGCUGCAUCUAAACACAUGCUGGGCCAGACGACUGUUGACUAUACGUCUCGGAAUACCUCGAUGAUACGUGAGGUGAUGGAGGCGAUGAAGCCCUUUCGAGCUGACACCGUCUUACUCAUCGUGGCAAAUCCAGUUGACCUACUGACAUCUCUCGCUAAACAGAUGUCGGGACUUCCUGCGUCUCAGGUAAUAGGCACUGGUACAGCUCUCGACACCUAUAGGCUUCGCGGCAUGGUCGCGUCUCGUGUUUUGGUGUCAUCAUCCACUAUAGAUGCAUUCGUUGUGGGCCGUCAUGGAGAGGACCAAGUAGUGGCCUGGUCCGCAGCAACCAUUGGAGCGGUCCCCAUCGAUGAUGUGAAAGCGCUGAAUAGUAUCGAUCGCAGUAGGAUCGAACUCAUCUGCAAGCACCGAUCGAAUCAAAUCAGUCUGGGCAAAGGAUCUGCACCUUUCGGAAUAGCGUCUGUCGCUGCUAGCUUGUGUUUUUCUGUUAUCCUUGAUAAGCAUGAGAUGUAUCCGGUCAGUCACUUCCAAGAGGACUAUGGUUGCUGUCUCAGCUUGCCAGCCGUUAUCGGGAGAAAGGGGAUCCUAGCUUCAGUUUCACUGGCGAUGGAUGAAGGUGAGAAGGCUGCGGUAAAGGCAUCAGGCGAGUUAUUGAAAGCCAUCGUUGGAUCGAUCCAGCGAGACUGGUGGUGA